Cheilinus undulatus (humphead wrasse) is the source of this 1134-nucleotide messenger RNA. RefSeq names its product zona pellucida-like domain-containing protein 1. Gene Ontology annotation, cellular component: cell surface. The record is from RefSeq and is a predicted model, not a curated record. NCBI's taxonomy places the organism in Eukaryota, Metazoa, Chordata, Actinopteri, Labriformes, Labridae. The transcript has a single exon. Bases 1 to 1134 code for a protein of 377 amino acids.
AUGAUAGUGAGAAGUAGUCAACUAGCACUGAGUGACUGUGGCACUGAAGCGAGGCGUCCGCAGGCUACUGACAUCUCUGUGGAGUGCGGCACUUCAUCCAUUGGUCUGGCGAUUGAGAUAUGCCCGGUCAUCUACACCGGCUACAAUGAUACCCUUCUGAUCCUGAACCAUAUGUUGGACCCAGCCUGUAGAGCAACCCUUGACGAGUCUGUAAGCCCACCUGUCGCUCGCUUCAACUUCCCUCUGAAUAUGACCCAUGCCUGUGGAAGCAUAUUCAGGACCACGAGCGCUGCAGGGACAGGUAUCUUCUCUGACUUCUCCAAUAUCCAGACGGUGAACAUCAGUGGGGUUGUCCGCUCCGUUGAUCCAACAACAGGCACCAUCACUUACAACGCUGAGUUGAAGUACUACUACUCCUGUGCCUACCCCCUUGAGUAUCUGAUCAACAACACUCAGAUUGAUGUGUCAGCCUCCUCCAUUGCGAUCAAGGACAACAAUGGUAGUUUCAUCAGCACCUUGAGUAUGGAGCUCUUCAGUGAUUCUGCUUUCAUCAAACCCAUGGUCAUCCCAGCUCUGGGGAUUGAGCUGAGAACCAACAUUUAUGUUGAAGUCAAGGCCACCAACUUGACAGGGCAGUACCAUGUCCUCCUGGACCGGUGCUAUGCCUCCAUCUCUCCUCUCCCUUCUAACUCCAGCUUUUUCAACCUCUUCGUCCCAUGCUCUAAAGAUCAAUUCACCACCAUGAUCGAGAACGGAGACAGCCAGAGCGCACGCUUCCGCUUCCCGGCUUUCCGUUUCAUUGAGCAGCAGAACGAGACCGUGUCCACCUACUACCUCCACUGCAUCACCCGGCUGUGUGAGAUCAGCACCUGCAGCACCUUCAAGCAGUGCAGCAGCAGAAGGAAGAGGAACACCCAGGACACCCCUGUCUCUGGAAUCGGCACCACUUACACCAUCACCUCCUCGGAGAUCAUCACCAAAGCCGACAACUCCGCAUCUAAAGAGAAGCCGCUCACUGGUGAGAAGGAAGACGACUCCGCUGUGGGGCUCGGCGUGGCUGUUGGCAUCCUCGCCUUUGCUUGCGUUGUUGCCCUGUGUGUUUCAGCUGUGUUUUACAAAAGGCUCAGGACCUAA